This is a messenger RNA of Aplysia californica (California sea hare), 397 nucleotides long. Its product is annotated as tubulin alpha-3 chain-like. Lineage: Eukaryota; Metazoa; Mollusca; Gastropoda; Aplysiida; Aplysiidae. Gene Ontology annotation, biological process: microtubule cytoskeleton organization; mitotic cell cycle. Gene Ontology annotation, cellular component: cytoplasm; microtubule. The record is from RefSeq and is a predicted model, not a curated record. Gene Ontology annotation, molecular function: structural constituent of cytoskeleton; GTP binding.
CCGCAAACCUCCACUGAUAUAUUCACUCCCCUCCCCCAGUGAGCAGCCACUGCAGUCGUAGAGCGCUCACCACCACCACAUUAAGGACGAGUGAGACAAAACGACCAUCUCUCUCCAUCCACAGACCCCGGCCCGCCAUUGAGCUCCAAACGUCAUCAUCGAAAUUCAUCGCUUGAGUUUGAGUGACUUACGUUUGGACAGAUUAGAAAGACAGACCUACAACCUUUACCUGUUUCUAUUUCUUCAACGUGCGUGAAAAUGCAGCCUGACGGGAACAUGCCAUCAGACAAGACAGUGGGCAGAGGAGACGACAGUUUCAACACGUUCUUCAGCGAGACGGGCGCAGGGAAGCACGUGCCCAGAGCAGUCUUUGUGGAUUUGGAGCCCAACGUGAUUG